Molecule: messenger RNA, 1633 nt
Organism: Capsella rubella
Lineage: Eukaryota; Viridiplantae; Streptophyta; Magnoliopsida; Brassicales; Brassicaceae
Exons: 15
Coding region: 117-1421 (434 amino acids)
Source: RefSeq, a predicted model, not a curated record
UUCAUUUUCAAUUAGUCUUCUCUUCGCCGGCAUAUAGAGAGAAUUAGCGUGGCUUGGCGGUGGCAUGGAGCUUUGUUUGUGUGUGUGAGUAAGUAGAUCGCUCAGAUAAUUUGAAAAUGGCGUCAACCGAAGGCCUUGUGCCUAUAACCCGGGCUUUUCUGGCUUCAUACUACGAAAAAUAUCCUUUCACUCCUCUCUCCGACGACGUUUCUCGGCUUUCCUCUGACAUCGCUUCUCUUAUUCAGCUACUAACCGUUCAAUCUCCCCCUUCCCAAGGGGUAACUUCACUGAUUGACGAAGCAAACCGUCAGCCCCCUCACAAAAUUGAUGAGAAUAUGUGGAAAAAUCGGGAGCAGAUGGAGGAGAUAUUGUUUCUUCUGCAACCAUCUCGCUGGCCUAUUCAGCUUCGGGAACCUUCCACAUCAGAAGAUGCUGAUUUCGCUUCUAUUUUGCAAAACCUGAAAGACAAUUUUGAUAACGCAUUCACUGCUAUGAUUUCCUUCCAGACGAAGAAUUCAGAGCGCAUAUUCAGCACAGUUAUGACCUACAUGCCUCAAGAUUUCCGGGGAACACUUAUCAGACAGCAGAAGGAGAGGUCGGAGAGGAACAGACAGGCGGAGGUUGAUGCAUUGGUUAGUUCUGGAGGGAGCAUACGCCACAUAUAUGCUCUUCUUUGGAAGCAGCAAAUGGAGAGGAGGAGACAGUUGGCUCAGCUAGGCUCUGCCACUGGUGUCUACAAAACCCUGGUCAAGUACUUGGUAGGGGUUCCACAGGUGCUGUUGGAUUUUAUUCGACAAAUAAAUGAUGACGAUGGGCCAAUGGAAGAACAGCGUGAACGUUAUGGACCCCCUCUAUACAGUCUCACAAAAAUGGUGAUGGCAAUUCGGGUUUUGCUAACACUUAUGUGGGAAAGAUAUGAUACCUUCAAACUGAGUAGAGACCAAAUGAAUCUCCUGUCGGAAGCUGCUAUAGUGUACACAUCUGAGUUUGAAAGAUUCGUCACAUUUAUCAGCGAUGUAUUUGCCAAUUCCCCCUUCUUCAUUUCAGCAGAUACAGCUGGCAUAUUGGGCCCAAGGGACAAUGAGGAGUACAAGGAGAUAAUUGUCCAAGCUGGGAGAACCUAUGAGGUCUCAUUGAUGGUGGAAUCAGAAAAUUCAUAUAUUGCUUGGGAUUUCUCCUUGAUGCAAGGAAAGAUAAGCAUGGAUAUUGGAUUUAGCGUGGAGUAUAUAAAUGCAUCAGGGGAAAAGACGCUGAUCUUACCUUAUCGUCGGUUUGAAGCUGACCAGGGCAACUUCUCUACCCUAAUGGCUGGAAACUACAAACUUGUUUGGGAUAAUUCAUAUUCAACUUUCUUUAAAAAGACUCUUCGAUAUAAAGUGGAUUGCAUACCACCAGUAGUGGAGCCGGAGCCCUCAAACUGAAAGUGAAAGAUGAAGGUGGAUUUUACUCAUGUCUCAUCAUUUCUUUGUACAAGGAUAAAACCAUUAACCCUUUGUUGGGACAUCAUUGGAACUUCAUAAACAUUUGAUGCCAGGAACAUACUAUAUUUUGUUUGUAUUCUUUUCUCUCUCUCGAUGCUCCCUCUCUCUUAUACUUCGUCUUUCUUUUAAAGCAAGGAAUUUCUUGAUCUGUA